GCGAAGCAAGUCAACGUCCUUUCGCGGAUCACAGAUGCUGCUGUUGGCGAGCAAUUAACUUUCCUUACGAGCCUGUACUACCGAUUCAGUUUUUUCUUCUAGUGAUUGCCACCACCGCCCUGCCGGAGCAUGGGAGAGAGUACGUAGAUUGUGCCCAGCGACCCUGAUACUCACCGCUCCAGCAACGUCCCGUGCUAUGUCCAAACGGAUUUGCGCCGCAAAUGAUGAUGUCACGCAAAGUGGAAGCGCAAUUGAGCCAACGAAAAAUGAAAGAUCCAUCCCGAGUGCACAAACGUGGCACCAAAUGCUGCUUCAUCCGUCGCCGUCCUCGUCUCAGCUUUCCUAUGGUUCGGAGGCGACCCAGAAUGACGCUGGCAGUGCAUCCUCCACACCGCGCCCUACGGUGCGACAUGGCAGCAAUGCGUUCACCGAGCUGGACGAUAGCGGCUGUAACUACGAUUCCGGUAACUUUUCACUAUCCGAUACGAGUGUGAAAGGCAAGCAAGCGUUCGCUGUUCCCGUGGAUGGCGAUGCGGGGAGCAGCGAACUGCAUCAUCGGUUUGUGCAGUUAAACACGGAGCUGUACCAAGCCAAAACGGAAUUGCUGACGUACAAGUACAAGUGGAACGAAAUACGCAACGAAAUUGGAUUGAGCUGGAGCAAAAAGCUGGACAAACUGGUGGAGGAGAAGAAUGAGCUCGUGAAGGAACUGGAUGAGCUGAGCAAGGAACUUGCCCGCAUGAAACAAGGCGAUACGAGUAACCGUGAAUUGCACCGCUUGCGAUCUGAGCUCACUGAUGUAACCGUCCAAUUCGAGUGCAAGAAACAGGCCAAUAAGGACUUGGUUCUUAAAAUCGCCGAACAGUACGGUGAAAACGAAAACCUAUCGACUAAGCUCGUGAGACUGGAAGGGAUGCUCGCUGAUGGCCGCAGCGAGCUUUUAAGGACGAAGGAAUCAGAAGCAUGGUUUCGUGAGGGGUUGCAUCGGUGCCAAAAUGAAAAUGCCAAACUAAAAGCAGCCCUUUCAGCCACAGCUGAUCGGAUGUAUACAGAGCGAGCCGAAUCGGAAAUAAGACUGUGCGCCGCCAGGGAGGAGUGCAAGAAUGCAAUCAUUAAACAAGAGUCUAAAGAUAUAUCUUCCUGUGCAGGAUGCUCAGAAGUGCAGCAGUUGAGAGAAGAGUGCAGCAAGGAAAUAGCAUCACUUAAGGAAACCGCAGAUCGACGAAUGGCGGAUCUUUCCGCUAGUAAUUUGCGUUUGGAGAAGGAAAAUGAUGAUCUACACACUCUGAUCGAGCAACUCAAUCGAUCGCUUGCAGAUCAUCAGCAGCAGCUCAUGAAAUGUGCCAAAAAUGAAAAAGAAACCCGGCAAGGCUUGCUACGCUUAAUGGACAAUGAAUCAGGUUCACAGUCUAGUGACAGGGAUACGAGGCGGCGCCAUGAAAGCGAAAUCGCGACACUCAGUGCGCAGUUGGCACGCGAGUGUAUCACCAAACGACAGAUAGAGGUCGGCGUGGAACAGUUGAAAGCACAGGUUAAAGUUUUAUCGAUAAACUUUGUCUCCACCUGCCAACGGUUGGCCGUGCAGGAAUGCGAACUGAAAUCCCUUCGCACACGGAAUAGUGAGUUAGAGCAGCGGUUAACUAGCAAUCAGCUGCCCGUGACCAUGUGGACAGCGAAGGAAGAGAACGAGCUGCUGGAGAAUUUUCGAGUUAUUCAGUCGAAAAACUGUAAUCUAGAGCUAAAAUUAGGUCAGUGUGUAAACGAUACUCAAUCGGGAUCGGGAGCUACGGGAUUCAAUCCACAGCUUGUUCGCCAUAGCGAAGCGAUUAUUACUCUGCUUAAACAGAACAUUACGGAGCUGGAACAAAAACUUACACCCAGAGAUUCCAACGCAAGUGCACACCAGUUGGAAAGCAGCAGUAAAAUGUCGUGUCCAAAGCAUGGUUCGAGUUGUCAUGCAAAUGCAGAGAUCGAUGAGGCAAAUAUGCGAGAUCUUCGCACAAUGCUGAAAGCGAUUGAGAGCGAUAAUCAGCGCCGUUUACAGCGUUACGAGAUAAACAAUCGAACGUUAUUGAAGAAGAUUAAGGAGUGUGUCCGAGAACGGGAACGCUGUGAGCAACGGUUCGCCGAGCUGGAGAAACAACACGCCCAAUGCGGACAGUUGCGUUGCGAAAUGGCAUCACAACGCGAGCGCUGUUUGCUGCUGGAAGCGGACCUCGAAUCCAGCCAGCAGGAGGCAACAAUGUUACGGGCUGGAAAGGAACGACUUGUAACCUUAUUGCAGAACAACUGCCGGCUUAUGGCCAACGGUGAUGUUUGGGCUUCGUUGAAGCUGACUUUUAAGGAGCUCCACGAAUUGCAGCAGGUCCACAAGGAGAAUGAACGACUAAGGGAGCAGGUAGAGAUUGAUGCCAAAAAAAUGGCACAGUUGGAAGCAGCGUCAUGUGACUGGAAGCUAGCAGCCGAAGUACAGUCUACGGAUGCCGAUGAGCUUCGGUCGGAGCUGGCCGUGAAGAACCUACAACUCGAGGACUCUCGGCGUACGGUCGAGCGCUUGGUGGACGAAAAUCGAUCGCUACAACAGUCCGCCACGAUGGUGGCCGCAAAUGAGUCCAGCUUUACGCAACAGCUCGACGAACUGACCCGUUUGGUGCGUAUCCAGGAGAUACGGCUGGAAACCGCCCAUGAACGCUUGAAGUUGUACGAAGAUUCCGAACGAAUUUUGGCGGCAUCGAAGGAACGAUUCUUUCACGAUCUGCAAUCACUGCAAGAUGCAAUUCUACAGGAAAAACGCGAAAAGUAUGAGCUCCAGGAGGAAGUUCGAGAACUGCGUAGAAAUAUGGUGAAUGUGGUUGGAAAUAGUUUACAGAAUAUCAACCAAACGCAAUGUUCCAACAGUGGCAGUGGUCAACGGUCUACGGCCAUUACCAGCCCAGAUCUCAAAUCAUUUUCACCAUCCAGUUUGGACAUUGACCAACUGCAGGCGUUGGUGGAAGAGAGUUCCCGGAAAAGCUGUACUCUCAAACCACUAAAAGAGUGCGUGUUUUCCUUGAAACAAGAGAUGAAUAAUCUUAAAGCGGUUAUACUAUCAGAUCAACAGCCACACCGUCCCAACCAGUUGCACGAUGCGCGCUUCCCACUGUCGCUAAUGGAAGAGCUGAACGAUGCGGCAAAUGGAUUUUACGGCAGUAGAUGAGUGUAGGGGUAAUAAGACCCGCAAUCUCUUAGUGUUGUAUAAAAAAUGAUGAUUAGGUUGAGAUGAAAUGUACAAUAUCAAAUAGUUGCGAGAAAGAUAGAGAGAGAGGGAGGGAGAGAGAGAGAGAGAGAGAGAGAGAGAGAGAGAGAGAAAUAUGUGAAUCCUAGGCCGUAGGAACACGUUAACGUUAAACUAUACGUUAAUCUAAAAUUGUAUAUGCCAAUCACUUACUAACGAAGAGUUGUAUGUUUCACGCUUCAUACUAUAACGGAUUUCUAUUUUCUAGUCAAGCUGUAUUAUUCAUACUCUCAGCUGAAUGUUCUAAUGACUACAAUGAAUGUCAACAAUUUAUGUUCGUCAGCAUACAUGUGAAUGCUUAAUAUGUGCGACGUAUCCUUUCCUUCGAAUGGGACAGGUGGUACUGAAAUGGUACAGAAACACAUUCCAUCUUCAAACAUGCAUAAGGUUGCAGUAAUUGCUUUUUGUUAUAGGCUAUUUUGCUAACUUUCAACUAGAGUGAAAGUAUUGUUAAAGUAGAGUAGAGCAACUGUAGCAACAUUAGGGAACGGGUUCAUGCGGGUUCGGGCAAUCAUCAUUCGAUUUCACCUACCAUCAGCCUGAGUGGUUGAACGAUUAAGGAACUUGAGGAAAGCAAUCGCUUUGAUAAGAUUGUAUUUGUUGUUUGUCGAUAAAAUCCCCUCACGUAUUAGUGAUUAUGUGCACUCAUAAAACAGGGUAUCAGAAAUGACAGUAUACUUAACAUGUUUAACUGUUCAACCACGUUAACGAACGGAAAAUUUAUCGGACAAACCCAGUUCAGUAUAAUUAUCAUCUUCGCCAAGCAUUGACACAAAUGAUUCACGAUGCUUUUUGUGUUAGAUUAGAGUAAGCCGUGCGUUAUAUCAAUAACGCAUCAAAUGCUUUAAAUUCGCAAGCACUCUCUGCAGUGCAGUCCAGGCUAUUCUAGUUGAGUUCUGUUUUUUUCUCUCAUUAUUUCUGUUGUUCACGCUAUUUUCUGUGAUGAUGAAGGGCAAAUUAUUUAUUAUUUUUAUUUUUGUUCAUUGGGUUGUUGAAUAUUUGCUAGAUAUUUAAUCUAAAACAUGUCUCAGUUUUUGUUUCACGUGAUUAUCGUAAAACCAACCACUACACAAUAAGCCAAUUGAAAUCUUAUUGGGCAAAAUGUAACUGAUUAAAUGUGUUAAUGUAGAAAGACAAAUAAAGUACGAAAUAGUUGACAUCA
Molecule: messenger RNA, 4436 nt
Organism: Anopheles aquasalis
Lineage: Eukaryota; Metazoa; Arthropoda; Insecta; Diptera; Culicidae
Product: restin homolog
Source: RefSeq, a predicted model, not a curated record